AUGUUCUCGCCGCUUUGCCUCGUGUUCCUCCUCCUUGCUUUGGCCCAAGUGGCCUUUGCCGAGCCGCCCGUUGGCGCGGCAUCGCCAUUCAACUAUUACACUGAGAGACUUGCGCCUUGCGGAAGUCCUCUUGGGUCUGGGGAGAGAGUCGUGCUUCCCACGAAGAGUGCUCGUGUUGCCUUCUUCGCCGAGCGAGACGUCGGUCUCAACCUGGCGAUUUCAUACUCUCAGGAUCCCGCCUUCCAAGAAGACUUCGAGAGCCUGAAGUACAGCAUCGCUGCCGGCCCCGUCGACCUCGUCUCCGGCAUAACCUGCAUCAUCCUCGGCACCCCAAUCCCCGGUGCAGCCCACGGCCGCAACGCCACGCUGCAGCUCAAGUACCUGUCCAACUACGACUCUCCGAACCACUACAGGUAUAGGUACUCGUGCGCGGACAUUGUCUUCUCGGACAAGGUGGACAACUCCAACGGGGACAUUUGCCGGAACAAGACGCGGUCCGUUGCCUACGACAGGCUUGACCCCGGCAUGUUCCUUGACGAGCCGGUGGAUGAGGAGCAGGACGACCAUGAGCAGCCGCCGCCGCCGCCGCCGUCGGACAUGGGGAACUAUGUCCAGGUUAAGGUGGACGGGCCUCCCUUUCCCAGUUGGGGGGUUGCUCUGAUUGUCGUGGGAGUGAGCUGGUUCCUUCUGGCAAGCGGCCUUCUCUUUUGGAAGUUUGUCGCUGAGCCGCGCAGAAAACGCAUCAAUGCGCAGAAGGCUCCGUGGGUUCCUCCUCCUGUUUGA
Messenger RNA from Trichoderma citrinoviride, 783 nucleotides. RefSeq lists its product as hypothetical. The record is from RefSeq and is a predicted model, not a curated record. The transcript has 4 exons. Lineage: Eukaryota; Fungi; Ascomycota; Sordariomycetes; Hypocreales; Hypocreaceae. The coding region runs from base 1 to 783 and encodes 260 amino acids.